This is a messenger RNA of Monopterus albus (swamp eel), 3509 nucleotides long. It is a transcript of the gene alcama, whose product is annotated as activated leukocyte cell adhesion molecule a. The transcript has 16 exons. Gene Ontology annotation, biological process: cell adhesion. The record is from RefSeq and is a predicted model, not a curated record. Lineage: Eukaryota; Metazoa; Chordata; Actinopteri; Synbranchiformes; Synbranchidae. Bases 286 to 1968 code for a protein of 560 amino acids. Gene Ontology annotation, cellular component: plasma membrane.
AGUGGCCGUAUUUCCGAUAGCACCUCAAGGUGACAUACGGGCAAAAGUCCCGAGCUUCCUCUUCCUCCUCCUCAUUUUGUAGCCUGCUCUCGCUUUGCAGGCUGUAUUUCACAUGCGCCGUCUCACUGGGAGACUUGGGUGUUUUUUUUUUGGAUUUUCCACAGCUCUACCGAAUAGUAGUGACAUAUCUGUGGCUUGUAUUUGUAAAGCUCACACAGACUUCCUCUCCUCAUUUCCAGAAGCUCACCAGCGGUGUCCAUAAACCCUGACAGCGACUUUAUAAAGAUGCGUUCGGCGGCUUUCGUGUUGCUGGCUUUCGUGAGCGCCGCGACUCUUUUCCAAGUGCAGGGGACCGAACAUGUGACUGCUUUGUAUGGAGAGACCAUUGUCAUACCAUGCAAUAAAGGAGCUCCAGCACCAAAGGAUCUGAUGUUCAUCAAGUGGAAAUAUGUAAAAGAAGAUGGCUCUCCUGGUGAUCUCUUAGUCAAGCAGGCUCGCAAUGACCCGGCCACAGUACAAGCCACAGAUGAUUAUGCCCAGCGGGUCAGCAUUGAUGACAAGUUCAGCCUGCUCAUCAGCCAGGCCUCACUUAAAGACGAGAAGACCUUCACCUGCAUGGUGGUGUCAGAUAACAACCUCAUGGAGUACCCUGUACUUGUUGUUGUUUACAAGAAACCAUCAUCAGUUAGGAUUAUGGACAAGUCUGAAGCACUGCAGAAGGACAAGCCAACAACAGUGGGAACAUGUGUUGCAGCAGAUGCAAACCCUGCAGCUACAAUCACAUGGUUAAAGAAUGGAGAGCUUUUGGUAGCCGACGGGAAAGCCAUUGUGAUCACCUCCAGUGUGAAGCUGCAUCCAGCCACAGACCUAUCCACCACCUCUUCCACCCUCCAGUAUGCUGCUGCCAAAGAGGACGUUAACACAGUCUUUGCCUGCAUGUCCAGGCAUGAGCUGAUCAAUCAGCAGACUAACCUGGACCCCUUUCCCAUUCACUAUCCAUCUGAGAACAUCAGCCUCCAAAUCUUGUCCAAGAGCCCUAUCAUAGAAGGAGAUAACGUGACGCUGAAGUGUCACGCUGAUGGCAGUCCACCACCCAGCUCCUUCUUCUUCCACAUCAAGGGUCAGAAAAUGCAGGUGGAAAAUUCAGACAACUACACAUUGACUGCCAUCAGCAGAGACGCUGCAGGUGAAUACAAAUGUUCCCUGACUGACAACGAGAAGCUGGAGGCCUCCCAAAGCAUCACUGUUAGCUACCUGGACCUGAAUUUGAGUCCCACUGGGAAGGUUGUGAAGAUAGUAGGGGACACCUUGUCUGUGAAGGUGGACAAGAGCACCUCAAGUGAUCCCAGAAUAUCUUGGACAAAGAAUGGAAAGCCUGUGAAUGAGCCAGAGUUUAGCAAGCUGACCUAUGCUGAUGCAGGAGUCUACUUCUGUGAGGUUUCCGUGACAGGCCUCAUACGACGUCAGCGCUUCGAACUGGUCGUAGAAGGGAAGCCUAUGAUCACCAGCCUAACCAAACAGCGUUCUAGUGAUGCCAAGCACAAAGUUCUAACUUGUGAAGCUGAAGGAGUGCCAGAGCCCAGUUUCCAGUGGAGCAUCAAUAGCACAAGUGAGGAGAGUUCCUACAGUGAUGGCAAGGCCACCCAUACAAUCACUGUAAUCCCUGAGGUGAACCUGACUGUCAGCUGCAGUGUCAGUAACAAGCUGGGAGAGGAUGUCAGGACCAUCAAUGUUUCCUCUGUUUUUAAGGAGGAAAUUUUGGAAAAAGGUGCUCGGGAUGAUUCAGAGGACCAGGCGAAACUCAUAGUGGGUGUCGUGGCAGGGCUUCUCAUAGCUGCUGCCAUAUUGGGACUCAUCUACUGGCUCUACAUGAAGAAUUCAAGGCAAGGAAGCUGGAAAACUGGUGAGAAGGAGACGGGAACAUCUGAAGAGAGCAAGAAACUAGAAGAGAACAAUCACACUGUUUAAAAGGCGACGGGCCGUACCACGUGGGAUGAAAUAGGAGCAGUUGAAAGCAGUUUUGCCACAUCAGAAAGCCACAUCCCAGCUGCUGUUGACACAUCCAUCAGGCAUCAUCGACUCCUGCCCACUGCCCGCUGCCCCACCUCGCUGUUCACAGCCUGCACUGAGGCUGCCUCGUGUUACCGUCACUUCUGUUUUUGUGCUUCUGGUGAAUGCUCCCUGUUUGGUUUUGUUAAAGUGAUUCCAGUGUGGCGGGGGGCUUGCCACUUACUUUUUUUCCUUUACUGUGGUUUUGAAUUCCAUCAAAGAAUGUAAAUUCCUUGUACAGGUUUUGAGGCCUGUAUAGUGAAUCAUACGUAUGUGUGUGCCCUGGAUGAGCAUGCCAAUGUUUCGUUUUAUUUGUUAUUUUUACUUUUGUGUGCACUAUGUGUGCAGAAGCCAUUUGGCUGUGCUCAGUAAAAAAGAUACUUCACUGCUGUAUGACCUUACUGAAACUGUCCUCAAACAAUGAUAAGCUCAGCAUCUCUCAAUUCCUUUAUGUUGCAAAUAAUUUUAUAUGAAAAAUCAUCUAAAAAAUUCAACAAUGUUAAAAAAUGCAAACUGUUCUGCUAUGAUGCAUUUUUUUCCAUUUGUAAUUUAGUUUAAUACACUACAUUCUUCUGUCUUGUCUACAGUUUCUGCACCAUCCUCUCAAGGUUGAGACCAUUGUUUCUCGGUAGAUUUAGUGUUUUAAUGUUUCCUAUUUUGUGCUUUUGUUUUAUUUUACAUUGUUAUUUUAACUUUAUUGAUCCCAGAUCUGAAAGCUCCUGGGGUGGGGUGGGGGGGUGUAUUUAUUUUCACUGUGCACUGUGCACUCACUCUGUCUAAAUAGCUGUUCAGCAGCAUACAAGAUAUUAAUUUAAGCCUGAAUGGAAGGCAUUGGUUAAGUGUUCUUAAGGUACUGCAUGGUAUGGUAGGAGAGUUAGGCCAAACAGUAGCUGCACUCAUUCUCUGCUGUGCUAUUAUUAUUAUUAUGCUAUUCGUACCUCAGUAGUGUGAAGGAAAAGCCAAACUGAAGACAGUGGUUGAGACUGAUGAGGUGCAUAAAGGUGGUGGCUCUCUGGGCUUCUGUCAUUUUGCUUUGGUUCACCUCACAAUGAAAGUACAAAGUAAUUUUAACAUUUUCAAGAGAAUGGUGAAAUUGUUUGGUGUCCAUAGCAUACAAAAUGUUAACUUGAAGGAACCAUGCACCAUUUGCCAUUAUCUCACUGUUUUGAAACAAUGUGUAGAUGUUAGCCAUAUAGCACACUUUUCUGCCCAAAUAAUACUGGUUUAUGUAGUGAAAUGGUUGCCAAACCAGAUGACAUGAAAGCAGAGGGCCAUCAUUUUUACACAUUUAGUUCAUUGUUUGUUCUCAUGCCUUCUGCUCAUUUUCAAAUAAUCAGGGCAGCGGUGAAAGCAAAGACGGUUAGAUGAGGCCAUAGCAGUGUUGUAAAUACAGACUUUUGUUUUUGUACUGCUGUUGACAGUAAAGUGUACAUUUUCACAAAUGUAUGGUAUGUCCAAGU